Fukomys damarensis (Damara mole-rat) is the source of this 1952-nucleotide messenger RNA. It is a transcript of the gene Xkr8, whose product is annotated as XK related 8. The transcript has 3 exons. The record is from RefSeq and is a predicted model, not a curated record. Gene Ontology annotation, biological process: engulfment of apoptotic cell; phosphatidylserine exposure on apoptotic cell surface; apoptotic process involved in development. Gene Ontology annotation, cellular component: plasma membrane. Lineage: Eukaryota; Metazoa; Chordata; Mammalia; Rodentia; Bathyergidae. Bases 151 to 1254 code for a protein of 367 amino acids.
UGGGGACCAGAGCUCUUAUUUCUCCAUGUUAUCAGCAGGGCAGCAACGGUCACAAUCGGUGCGUGCCGAGUGGAUUUGCAGUGAGUGGAUGGGCCACGUGAGGUCCCUUCUGGGUGGGGAAGACCUCGGUGCCUUCUCCAUGCCCCCCUCAUGCUGGUGGCUCCCCAAGGCCUCUUUCUAGACUCCCUCACAUCUGUGCCAGUCUCCUCUGUCCUCACCUCUCCUGGCCAAGCUCUCCGGAUUUCUUCUGGGGCUGCACAGCAGCCUGCUAAAAGGGAUUUCCAUUUCCACACUAACCCUUGCCUCCUCUGCACGGCCAGCACACUCUUCAGGUGCCUGCAGGGGCUGUGGCAGGGGCUGCUGGUGUGGCAGCAGGAGACACCCUCCGAGUUUGACUUGGCCUAUGCCGACUUCCUCUCUCUGGACAUCAGCAUGCUGCGGCUCUUUGAGACCUUCUUGGAGACGACGCCACAGCUCACCCUGGUGCUGGCCAUCAUGCUGCAGAGCGGCCAGGCCGAGAACUACCAGUGGUUUGGCGUCUGCACGUCCGUGCUGAGCAUCUCAUGGGCGCUGCUGGACUACCACCAGGCCCUGCGUACCUGUCUUCCCUCCAAGCCCGGCCUGGGCUGGCCUGCCUCUGCCAUCUACUUCCUGUGGAACCUGCUACUGCUGUGCCCCCGACUCCUGGCUGUGGCCCUGUUCUCAGCCCUCUUCCCCCAAUAUGUGGCCUUGCACUUCCUGGGCCUGUGGUUGGUACUGCUGCUCUGGGUCUGGCUUCAGCGUACAGACUUUAUGCCGGACCCUGGCUCUGAGUGGCUAUACCGGGUGACGGUGGCCACCAUCCUCUAUUUCUCCUGGUUCAACGUGUCUGAGGGCCACACCCGAGGCCGGGCCACCAUCCAUCUGGUAUUUCUCUUGAGUGACAGUGUUCUACUGGUGGCCACCUGGGUAACCUACAGCCCCUGGCUGCCCGGUGAGAUCUCAUUACGUGUUUGUCUGGCUGUGGGAGGCAUCUGCUUCCUUGCAGGUCUGGCUGUGCGCCUUAGCUACUACCGCUGGCUGCACCCUAGUUGCCGCUGGGAGCCUGAUCCGGUGGAUGGAACCCGGGUGGAUGGGCGCCGGAAUCUCUUUCCUUGUGAAAAUCAUCAACUGCUUUGGAACAGGCGCAUGACUCAGUUGGCAUUGAGCUUCUUCCCUAAAGCUAAGGAUGAGGGUGUUUUGCCAGGGAAGGGAGAGGUGAAUGGGGUCCUUUAGCAGUGUAGACCCAGCUACAGGGGUUCACUGUGUGAACAAGAUGAGAAGAGCUGGGCCUAGAGGGUCACGGGUGCUGAUUAUGCACAAGCCACGUUGGCAGGAAAGAGGACUCAUUUUCUCCUGAAGCAGUAUAGGCGGUGCACCCCAAACUUCACAUUGUUGGUAUUUUCACCACUCCAGCCACUUUUCCAAGUGGUAGAAAUGCUGUCCCACCCCUUGGUUCUCUACCCCAGGUUAAAUGGCCCCAGGAGUUCUCCAGACUCCUUCCCAGCCCCACCCCAUUCAUUUAAUUUAUUCAACAAAUGUUUACUGAAAGCAUUGUAUGUGCCACGAACAGCAUUGUAACUUUGGUACCAGCUGCCACCUAGCUUCAUCCCCUACCCGACUGAACCAGUCCUGGGUAGGAGCUCAGUGGUGGAGUCCAGGACACCCAACUGUAGACUUUCAGCCCUCCAGGGUCUCCAUACAGCUGGCCCAGCCUCUGUGCCGCUCUCCAUGGGCUGCCUUUCAACUAAGUGCCUUGUAGACCUGUGGUGUGGGCCAUGCACAGCCCGCUGAAUAUUUUUAUUCUUUAGCCAGUGUCCCUCCUACCUCAGAGUCCGUGUUAGAUGAAGACAAUGUGUGUGUCACUGCAAGUGAGGACACGUGGUACAUGUUUGACAGUAUUAUAAGGUUAUUAUUAAAACCUCAUAAAAUCC